Xyrichtys novacula (pearly razorfish) is the source of this 4543-nucleotide messenger RNA. NCBI's taxonomy places the organism in Eukaryota, Metazoa, Chordata, Actinopteri, Labriformes, Labridae. The record is from the annotation of a GenBank genome assembly.
AUGUCAAAGAACACAUUUCCAUUCUCGUCUACCUCACUGCGCUCCCUGAGACUGGAGCAGGAGUUUCAGGAGUGGGAGUCUGCUCGUCAAGCAUUGGCUCAUAGGAGAGCCAUGACCAGGGCCCCUGUGUCCCGGGCUCCCAGGCCUCCUCCAAGACUGCAGGGGCGGCGUCUUCAGGAGGUACGGGCCCCUCCACCUCAGGUUCGGUGCAGAGACACAACUAUCCACAACACCUUCAUGUGUGGGGACAUGAAGGGAGUGUAUGCAGUGCUAAAGGACCCUGGAAUGGUUAAUGCUCUGAUGGAGACUGUGCACGAGGAGAUGGUGUGGGCUCCAGAGAUGGGUAUGAAUCCAGAAAAACCUCUCUUGUUAUCUUGCAUGAAUUUAACACUUAUGGCUUCUCUGUUUUGAGAUAGGCAUGUGGACUCUGAGCUCCAAGGUCAAGCAAACUUCAGCGCUGCGUCUGGCUGCUGGUAGAGGACACACAGGAUGUGUGGAGGAGCUGCUAUUCAGGGGUGCCGAGGUGAAUGCAGACCCUGGAGGGAGCACGGCCCUCCAUGAUGCCUGUGUAGGCGGCCACUCUGCCUGUGUCCAGCUUCUGCUUUCACAUGGAGCAGACCCUGAAGUCCUGUCUGCAGACGGCAGCGCUCCUCUACACCUCUGCACCUCCGCUCAGUCAUUCCAGUGAGUCUUACAGAUAUUUUGACUACUUGGAUUGACAUCAGUGAAAAAUGUUCCAUCUUUUGAGGACAACUCUUCCCAUUUGGCUCAUUGGGGAGCUUUUAACAAAAAGACAAAUGGCUGGUAAAAAUCCAAGAGAGUAACACUUCAAUUCUCAGUAAAGACUCACUUGAAACUAGAUCUGUCUGUUUGAUUUCGAAGGCACUUCUUUAUUCAACCCCCUCCGUAAAAAGGUAGCCCUUAGCAAUUUACAGAACAAGAUUAAAACAGCUCAUACUGAAAACAGAAAAAUAAAACAAAAAUAGGAUUUUUCAAGGAGAGAAAUCAUGAUAAAAACUUAUUUGAUAAAAAGUAAAAACAAAGAAUUAAAGACAGGGAUAAAAUUACAGUGUGAAAAUCAACUAUUCGGACUAAAGACUGAAGCAAAGAAAGGCAAGGUGCCUUAAGCGCCCAUUUUCUAUCUGCUUCUGUGUGUUUGAAAAACUUGCACAAAUUCAUGUAAAUUGCUGCCACAAAUUGGAUGUGAAGUGCACAUUUUGUUCAGUCCUGAUACGUGCACCAGCUUCCUGCUGAAACAAGCUGAGCGGCUUUUUUAGGCAGACUGAACAAGAUUACUGGAAUUGUUCAAGACCUGAGGCCUCAAAAGAAUACAUUCAGGUUUUCUGGGUCCGCCUAAGAGAGAGAUGUCUCUCUACUCUUGCUCUUAGCUAUGUUUCUAGGAUAAAAAGUGAAUUGUCGUUGAUAUAUGUGCUUUAGAGCUUGAGUCAGAGUCCCCCUUUAGGUGUAAAGGACAAAAGUUUGACUGCAUGCUGACGGUUUCUUUCACUGGAAUUUUGUCCAAAAUAUUUAGGUCUGUAUCUUUGAUUGUUUCAGCUGUUGGAAAUAACAUGAUAUACAAAUAUUUUUUAUCAUGCAAACACUGCACUGAACUAUAAUUAAGAGUUGAAAUUGUCCUGGGAUACAGAAUUACAUAAUAGGUUGUCACCAGCUUAAACUCAAAUUGCAUUUUACCACAUUGAUGACAGACUUAACAGGUAGACCUAAAUUAAAUUUUUAUUGAUACCGAUGCUAAUCCGCUGCGUUUACAGAAUAUGUCUUCUGUUCAGGUGUGCCGAGUUGCUCUUAAAUGCGGGUGCAGAGGUCAGUGUGAGGAUGAGGGAGUUGAGAUUAACACCUCUGCACCUGGCUGCACGACGAGGCCUAGAGGAGCAUGUUGAACUCUUCCUCAGCCACGGAGCAGAUGUGUUAGCCACAAAUCAGGAGGGAGAGACCCCGCUGAAUGCUGCCUGCUCUGGUGCCGAGAGGCCCUCUGAGGCAGGUCGGUAUUUACGUGUGAUUCAAAAUCUGCUGGGAGCAGGAGCUGACCCCAGAACUGCAGGCAGGAAGCAGCACACCCCCCUUCACAAUGCCUGUUCAAACUGCUGCCCACGGAUUGUGGAGAUCCUUUUACAGCAUGGAGCAAAGGCAGAUGUAGCCAACUGUGCAGGAUACACACCAAUGGACUGUCUGUUACAGGUAGCUCAUGAGGGCUGGGUGGAUUAGGAUUUUUUAAAUUUGUCUUAAUCUGCAAAAUUUAGAAUCAAGGGAAAGUGAUUGCCCCCAUAUCUUAGGCAGUUGAAUAAAAACCUCACCUUUCCUAUUUUAGGUGGUUGAAGAUUACCCGGACCAGAGACCAGAGGCAGUAGCACAGUCACUUCUUAACUAUGGAGCAAAGCCAGUUCCACCCAAGGUAUGAUGACAUACUGAAAAGUGUUUUCAAACGCCAUCUAUGCCCCCUAAAAUGAAACAUUGCAAGUAGUCAGCACUGAGUUUGCAAGAAAAAUUUGUUUGAUUGUAAAUUCAAAAUAUUAUGUACUGUAAGAAUGUCGUUACACAAGCUCCAUGCUACAUCAACCAACCAAAACAGGAGCCUAUUUAAAUUCCAGUGCUCUGAAGCAACUAAUGUUCUUGUCAUUUCAACUGAAUUUUGACAUGUCACAAGGGAGAAAAAAAAAACACAAAGAAAAAAAGUCAAAACUGAGAAACUUAUUUAAAACAGCUCAAUGCCUGACUACAGAAUUUGUGGGUGAAUAAUGUUGCAGAGCUAGCACCAUCAGUCUUUAGUCCUCAAUGCAAGCAAAGACCUAAUAUCUAUGCUGGGUACACAUUGCUCAAGUUAAUCAAUCAAUCAAUCAAUCAAUCAAUCAAUCAAUCAAUCAGUCAGUCAGUCAAUUAAUUAAUCUUAAUUUAUGUAGCACAAAAUCACAACAAGUGUUAUCUUAAUACACUAAACAAAAAAUCUGGUUCAGACUAUACUCAAUUUACAAAGAGCCAAUGUGAAGAUGGGAUCAAACUGAGCCCCAUCCUGUAAGAUGAGACCUACUCCCAUCCUAUCUUCAAUCUCAUGAGUGAAGCACUUAACAGCAUUUAUCAAGUUAGAGUAGAGAGGAAGAACUUCCUUUGUAUAAGCCAAUCGGCUUCGUUCCCUCCUUGCACUGUUUUUAAUCUGUGCUAAAUAAACAAAUACAAACAAAAAAAUUAACGGGCAGAAACCUCGAGCGGAACCAGACUCAUAUUAGACAGUUAUCUGCUGAGACUGAUCUGGAACACAGCCUACACAUGACUUUAUCUCCUUUAUCAAAAUACUGCCAAACCACUGUGGGCACUGUUGCUAUCUAUUAUUUAUAAAACACUGUGUAAACAUCUGUUUUAAAGGUGCUACCUUAGCGAAAUAAAUAGUAACAUCAUAUCACUUUUUUCUCUUAGGAUGUUUUAGUAUAUUUAGUCUGUAUUUAUUGUAUAUACUUAGUAUUUUUAGUAUUUUUAGUCUGUAUUGUACUUCUUCUUACAUUAAAAUUUAUCUUGUAUUUAUUUGCUGCUGUAACGUGUGAAUUUCCCAGUUUGGGAUAAAGUAUUUCUAUCUAUCUAUCUAUCUAUCUAUCUAUCUAUCUAUCUAUCUAUCUAUCCAUCUAUCUAUCUAUCUAAAGUUAUUAUCUAUUUAACACUUAUUAUAAACAUAGGAAAAAAGAUAUGAAAGUGAAAAAUAAUUUGACGAGGUAUUAAUUAAAAAUUAAGUUACAAAGACAAAAUUACAAGGUAGGUGACUAAUAUUAGGUUUAAAAGCAUCACAGACAGUUGAAUACUUUGCAACAUAAAUGUAUGGUAAAAUACAAUUAUUUAACAUAUAAGUAUAGUUCAUAAAUUCAAAGAUAAUUUAAGUCUGUCAUCACAAUGAUAUAUAUGUUAAUCUGGAUGACAUUGUCCUUUGCUACACUAAUAUCAAGUUAUGCUUUUAAAUCAAAAAGCAAAUAAUCUAAUGUUACCUAAGAUCUGACCAUUACUGAAAUGUGAUAGUAAUACAGACAGAAAUUUGAUCAAAAGGAGUGACAUUUGAGAAAGAAAGAUAUAAAGCCUAUGGUGCAAUACAAGGAGAAAUUAUAUGAUGAAAAACUGAUCAAAUUAUUUAUUUGGGCUUUUCUUUGUCCCCUCUCUAGAUGUUGAAACACUGUGUUCUCUCUCCUGCCACUUUGGAGGUAAUGCUGAAUUCCUAUACAUUCAUCCCUCCUUGUGAGUGGAUGGAGUCCCUGUGCCCUGACGUGUAUGAGGUGAGCUGUCUGCUGUGUUUAUUUACCUCCUCCUCACUCUCUGUUUACAACCUGCUGCUUCACUGUUGGUUUGUCCUUCCUCCCUGCCUCAGGAGCAUCGCUCUUUCUUUGACCUGGUGCGUGAGCGGAGCGGUCAGCCACGCUCACUGCAGCAUCUCUGUCGGUGUGCUCUGCGUCUGAACCUUGGUGCUGGGUGUCACUCAGUGAUAAGUAAACUGGACAUUCCCCACUUUGUGAGGGACUACCUGCUGCUGUGUAAUGACGGGAUGCUCCAGUGA